This is a messenger RNA of Perca fluviatilis (European perch), 2281 nucleotides long. RefSeq names its product calcium responsive transcription factor (gene carf). The transcript is spliced from 15 exons. The record is from RefSeq and is a predicted model, not a curated record. The coding region runs from base 106 to 1785 and encodes 559 amino acids. Gene Ontology annotation, molecular function: RNA polymerase II cis-regulatory region sequence-specific DNA binding; DNA-binding transcription factor activity, RNA polymerase II-specific. Gene Ontology annotation, cellular component: nucleus. Gene Ontology annotation, biological process: regulation of transcription by RNA polymerase II. Lineage: Eukaryota; Metazoa; Chordata; Actinopteri; Perciformes; Percidae.
GGGGAAAAGGCGAAUCGUGUUUGUUGUGGAUCGGAGGGAGGCGACAGACUGAAGACGAGGCGGUGAUGUCACACAGACCCCGGGGCAGUCUCCGGGGCAGUUACCAUGGAGACGGACGCCGACAGAAACAGUGAUGUCAGCGGCCCUGAACCUGAGCCGCCGGCGGCCGCUCCCCCCCCUCCUCCCCCUUCCGAUGCUUGGGUGACAUCACAGCUGCUGGCUCCGCCCCCAGCGGCGUGUCACAGUCAGCUGAUCAUCGUGGAGCAGCGAGGUCAGGCGCCGCCCGCUGACCGCCAUGUGGUGAUCGUGACGGGCCAAUCAGAAGGCAGAGAAGUGUUUGUCAUCCCGUCCAAUCAGCUGGCUGUGAUCUCCCGGAGCCCGACAGGUCCUGUUGAUCCUGACUGCAGCAGCCAACCUCCCAGAGAACAGCCGGCAGCCGGCAGCAGUCUGGAUGUUUCUGCUCAGAUGAAGCCUGUCGCUAGCCUUCCCAGCUGGGCUGUGAGACUCCGUAAUGUUCAGAAGUUGGGCGAUUCGUUCCGGGGCUUCUGCAGCUCCGAGGCCGAGCUGGAGGCCAUCUUGUGUCUCCAUAAGCAGCAGACCGGCUGUGUCUUCGGGACGCGCCAGUCUCCGUCUGUGGACAAACCAGCCACCAGGUUAAUGUGGAAGUCUCAGUAUGUCCCCUACGAUGGCAUCCCCUUCAUCAACACAGGCAGCAGAGCCAUCGUGAUGGAGUGUCAGUUCGGACCUCGGAGGAAAGGCCUGCAGCCCCCCCACAGCUCUGAACUCUCUGCACACGGACCCUACAGGGCCACCUGUCCCGCCAGGAUCUACAUUAAGAAGGUGCGUAAGUUCCCAGAGUUCAGAGUUCCUGUGGAGCCGUCGGCCGACAGGAAGACGGUGAGACAGGAGCAGGAGAAAUCCUUCCAGGGUCUGAAGACCCAGAACCAGAACCUGGAGACAGGAGGAGUCCUCAGGUUUUACCUGCAGCUGCCCACAGAGAGAGCUCACCUGUACCACACCGUGGACACGCCCCCCCUCCCCCCGCUGCCCCCGGACCUGCCCCCCCCUCUGCCCACACAGCCAGAGGAAGAGGAGGAGGAAGAGGAGGAAGAGCAGGACGGAGCGGUCCCGUCUCGUCUCCACCCUAGGGUGGCGGAGAAGAUCAGACAGCUGGUGGCCGCCGGACAUCAUCAGGUCUACAGCGUCCGCAAACAGCUCAGGCGUUUUGUGGAGAAGGAGCUGUUUAAAUGUGACGGUCUUCCAGAGAGACACAACCUCAGAUACUUCCCCACUGUCAACGACAUCAAGAACCACAUCCACGAGGCCCAGAAGGCCCUGGGGCUGACCACUGCCACCGAGUGGACAGAAGACAGAACUGACCCUCUGAUGGAGACCGUCACGCUGACACUGACUCCUGCUGCUGAAGUUGUGGACGUCUCUUUGUCUCCUGACGCCGUUCAGCUCUUCACGUCUCUGUCCUCUCUGCAGCCGCGGAUCUUUGCUCAGCUGCAGGGGAUCGUGCCGCCGGCAGUCAGCACAGCCUCCCUUCUACAGACACCUGCAGAGAAACAGCUGCUUCUACAGAACGGAGAGAACAGCGGAGAGAGAGCAGAGAACAGCGGAGAGAAUGGAGAGAAUGGAGAGAACGGAGAGAACGGAGAGAGCGUCCUGCUGCAGAUUAUCAGCUCUCCUGCCAACACUGAGCACGCUCUGCUGGAUGUAAACGUGCUUCAGAUGGAAGAAGAGGAAGACGAGGAACAGAUGAAGAGGAGGAAAAACAGGUGAAGAAGAGGAGGAGGAACAGAUGAAGAUGGAGGACUCUGAGUUUAGAAUCCAAAAGGCUUCUACUAGUCCAUGUUAGGUGUAAUCUACAAAAUAAUCACAACUGGUCAAACCCAACAGCAACUAUUAUUAUAACUUUCUUUAUAAACACAUUUGCUCCAUAACUUGUUGCAGAAAAAUCUCCUGAAUGCAGAAUAUGAAGCCCCCCGAAUAUCUUUUGAGUUGUAGCAUGGCACAAGACAUUUGGGGACAUUUGAGGACAUUUGAGGACGUUAAUGUGAAGAGUUUAAUAUCAGGAGAAAAAACAUGUGAAUCUUGUUUAUGUACAGUUUUAAUAUUUGCACUAAGAGAUAGUUUUACUGUGUGUGUGUGUGUGUGUGUGUGUGUGUGUGUGUGUGUGCGUGUGUUUGUGCGUGUGUUUGUGUGUGUGUUUGUGUGUGUGUGUGUGUGCCCCUUACUAUUUUUUUCUAUUCUAUUAAAAGAAUAUCAGAAUGAUAAA